AGAACUUCAAGUUUCUGAUUCAUGACGAAGCGUGGCGGGGGGUUGUCCUUUUGCGAGCUCGUGGCCUUGGCCGCCGCCGCCGUUCUACUCGCGGCGCAGGCGAAGCUGGCGGUGGCCGGCGGCUACUACAACCCUGCAAUUGAGGACGUUGUGAGGGAAGAAGUGCAGAAGGGCAUAAAGACCUAUCCCGGCGUCGGCCCUGGUCUCAUCCGGCUCCUGUUCCACGACUGCUGGGUCAAGGGUUGCGAUGGAUCCGUGUUGCUGGAGAGAGCUGACUGAAAGGCCGAGAAGUACGCGGCAGCCAGCAUCGGUCUCCGCGGCUUCGAGGUGAUUGACGCCAUCAAGGCCAAGCUCACCGCCCACGGCGUCACCUGC
Messenger RNA from Brachypodium distachyon (stiff brome), 375 nucleotides. Its product is annotated as peroxidase 5-like. Gene Ontology annotation, biological process: response to oxidative stress. NCBI's taxonomy places the organism in Eukaryota, Viridiplantae, Streptophyta, Magnoliopsida, Poales, Poaceae. The record is from RefSeq and is a predicted model, not a curated record. The transcript is spliced from 2 exons. Bases 22 to 279 code for a protein of 85 amino acids. Gene Ontology annotation, molecular function: peroxidase activity; heme binding. Gene Ontology annotation, cellular component: plasmodesma; plant-type cell wall.